AUGACGAUGGGGAGAAAGCGAAUCACUGCCGCCCACGCACAAAAGUUGCCGGAAAACAUCAUCGUCGACAUUUUUGUUCAAACUGCCGGCAACAUCUCUGUCACGCUUAAGGCUCUUGUCCCCAAUGGAACCUCAAUCAAACCAGUGAAGAAGAACGGGUUUUCGGACCUCCCCUUGCCAUUCCUCAAGGGUUACAACGAAUUCGGAGAGGAACCCAAGUUGAGAUACGCCGGAUCCUUCAAUGGGUUGGUCUGUUUGAUCCUCCAUCGAUGGGGAGAGUACUGGGUUCUGUGGAACCCGGCCACCUCCCAAUUCAGCUUCGCCCCUCCGCCGAUCUUGCCUCAGAGGGAUUGCUUUUGCAACGGCGCACGCCCGCACAGGGUCAUUGCUGGAUUUGGGUACGACUCUGCCGAUUACAAGUCGGUCAGGGUUUCGUGGUGGGAGGAGGAUGGUGGUGGUGGAGUUCAAGUUGAGGUUCUGAGUUGGGCCAAGAGGUCGUGGACAGAAAUUCGAUACAGGAGUUUGGACACCAUCCUCACUCUGAAACGGCAAGAAUCCUGGAGCUUUCAGAAUCUUCCCGUGGCAACCAGCAAUGGUGGAGUGUAUUGGAUGGACACGGGUACUGGUAUGGUGCUCUGCUUCAAACUACACGAUGAGAAGUUGGGGUGGAUUUCGACUCCCGACGACGAUGCUGCAGCAGCUUCUUCACCUUCUUGGUCUGUUCUGAGGACCAUUAAUGGUUCCCCGUGCAUACCGGAGGCCAUAUGGCGCGUCAAUGGCCAAAGUUUGUUCUUACUCUAUAUCAACUGCAUUGCCUGUGAUUCCAGUACCGGAGCUGCCAGAUUGAAGCUUCCAUUUCAUGUUAUUAGCAGAGCCUUUGAGUUUGCUGGCACCCUGGUUCCCAUCCCUGGCAGUUGA
Molecule: messenger RNA, 918 nt
Organism: Linum trigynum
Lineage: Eukaryota; Viridiplantae; Streptophyta; Magnoliopsida; Malpighiales; Linaceae
Source: the annotation of a GenBank genome assembly